Molecule: messenger RNA, 2518 nt
Organism: Neurospora crassa OR74A
Lineage: Eukaryota; Fungi; Ascomycota; Sordariomycetes; Sordariales; Sordariaceae
Exons: 2
Coding region: 358-2463 (701 amino acids)
Source: RefSeq, a predicted model, not a curated record
GUUUUGCCGAACCUGGAAGGCGCAGCUGGUGCGGGGGAUGAUGUUAAUGGCAGUGAUGACUGCAGAGAACUAGAGGUAAGAGGCCGGGCUGGGCCGACGGGAGCUGUGUGGCUUCCGCUGAUUCGAGAACCUGGUGCUUUCAGGCGCUUACUGGAGGAAAGAACAAGACGUCUUGCUGCUGCCAGAGAAUCUUCCCCAGGUUUGCAUUCUCCCCCCUCCCUCUUCUUCUCGUCGUCCUCCUCCUCCCCAUCAUCUUCCUCGCCCUCUCAGCUCAAAAUUGACCAUAUUACGAGCUUGGUCAACUCCCUCAUCUGCAACCCUCGGUUUCCGAAGAACUCCCGAAACAUCACCGCGAAAAUGAUCUGCUCCGUGUGCCAGACGACGCUUCAAGCUGCCACCAGCCAUUUCCGCAUUGCGAAGGAACAGGAUGAGCGAUGCUUUGUCCGAGCAACCCCUAAUGACGAGCCUGAUGGAGAGUACAUUGAGGACCACCAGAAGACAUGGAACGAUUUCAUGGAUUCCGUCAACCAUCACUGCGGUAUUUGUUCGACGUUUCGGAUGUGUAUCACUAAGAGGGAAGCGCGGAACUUGGACAUCCUUUGGCAGAAAAUAGCGACCGGAAAGAUACCCAAUGCUUACGGAAACGCGGCAUCUCAACUACUUUUGAACUAUCGGAGACACCAAGACUAUCAGUGCUUCAUAUUCAGCUUCAGGGUCCUUACAAAGCCCGAGACUAGCGGUAGUAAGCCUAAGUUCAUGUCUAAGCAACUUUUUCGCAAAUGUCACUUUGUGCUAGAUCUCAUCCAAGAGAAGCCCUAUGCAGUUCCUACGCUUGAAACAAGCACGUGGUCUCCAAGAGCCCAGCGUCUGGCAAAAAGUUGGGUUGGUAACUGCGUGGACAACCAUAAGCAAUGCAGAUAUUCUAGAAUUGAUAUCGGCUGGUAUCCGACAAGACUCUUGGACCUCGGUGAAUCAACAGAGGUGCGGCUCAUCGAGACCAAGGACACGAAGCCAGCCGGACCAUACGCUACAGUUACUCAUCGUUGGGGGCAAGUUGACGAGGACUUUGUGUUGAACAAACAGAAAUACCCUCAGCUCAUGAAGGGGAUACCCUUGGAUUCAUUGCCCCGGUUAUUUCAACAUACCAUCUCAGUUGCGCGCUCACUUGGAGUGCAGUAUCUGUGGACCGAUUCACUCUGCAUCUUCCAAGACAAGGACGACAAAACCGACUGGGCGCGUGAAGCAUCUCUCAUGGAAAAGGUAUACUCUUACUCUUACUGCAACAUAUCCGCAGCAGACGCCGAAAACUGUUCAUGGUCGCUAUUCAACGCCCGAGAUCCUCAAUCCAUCAAUCCGGAAACACUGACCCUGGAUAUUGUCAGCGAUGACAUCGGUGGGAUGAUUCCAGUUCAAUUUUACGUGUAUAAUCCUGCUUUUUGGUUCCAGCAGGUUAGCAACGCAUUGGUAAACACCCGUGCCUGGGUCCUCCAAGAACGCGUCCUAGCCCCUCGCGUCCUGCAUUUCGGAAAACGCCAGUUAAUCUGGGAGUGCUGUGAAGUGGACGCGUCAGAGAUAUUUCCUCACGGGCUUCAUCCGGAACUUGCGGCAUCUGAACAUGUGCGAUUCAAAUCCUUCAAUCUUGAGCUGGAUCAGGGUGAUCAACGGGGCUUUUUUCUCGAUUCGGAACUGCCAAUGGCACGGCUGCUGUGGAACCGGAUUAUUUGGAAAUACACAGGAUGCAACAUUUCUCGGUCUGAAGAUAAACUAAUUGCCUGCUCGGGGCUAGCGAAAAGAUUCGAAUCAUUGCUACAAGAUACCUAUGUAGCUGGCAUGUGGCGCACCGAUCUUGAGGCUCAGCUACUUUGGAAAAGAUCGGGUAUAUCGCCCGGAUCAAGACAAGGUGUAUACCGGGCUCCUACCUGGUCCUGGGCAUCCAUUGAUGGCCCUAUCUUGCCGUCAGAGGUGCCUCAAGAUGGCUGUCUGAUCGAAAUUGAGGAUGUGCACCUCAGCUACGCGACGCCCGACAAGACAGGUGGUAUAACGGCUGGCUGUUUACGCCUGCGCGGAGUUCUUUUAGAAACCAAGCUUGUCAAAGGGAGGGAGCAUAAGGCGGUCUUUGAUUUGUGCUUGGAGGGAGUGAAUGUAGCGGCUGCGCCUACGUAUAAUAGUCGAGUGCCACCUAUUGUGGCCUUCGAUAUCUCGGAGGACAGCGUUGACUACGGAAGUGCCGAAGACCGGAUCUUUUCCAUGGUUGGACACAAAGGGACUGAUUGUUUAUAUUUGGUAUUGCUUCUCUUCAAGAUGUUUGACGAGCAACGAGGUGUAUUUGAACGCAUUGGGGUGGUUAUAAUUCGCCCCAAGGAUCAGAUAGAUAAAGUGUUGUCUAUCAAACGGGAGCUAGGAAAGCCACCCUUACCUUGCGCCAAUUUCGAGGACGGGAAGCACACCAUUAUUGUCAUAUAGCACAUCACGAAGGAGGACUGAAGAUAGAGUAAUAAAGAUAGCGGUCUCUUUGCGA